AUGUCCGACGGCCAAGCUGUCGCAUCGCCUCAGGGCACAAAGCGCACAAUAAAUGAGGUCGAAGCCGAGGAUGCGACUCGGCAAAACAACGAUACGACCAACGAUGAUGCCGAUGACACGUCCUCGGACGAGGAUGACAUUGGCCCAGCGCUGCCCUCAGCAGCCGCACCCAAGGCCAAGAAGCGUAGAAAGCUGCCAUAUGAGAAGCUCUAUGUAGCCGCACUACCCGCUGCAACCAGAUACUCGAAAUCCAUGAUGCAUCAGGACCAGCUCUGCUUUAACACCUUCACACCUCACACCGACUUCCUCAUAACAACAUCCAUCGACGGCGUGGUCAAAUUCUGGAAAAAGGUGGCAGAUGGUAUUGAAUUCGUCAAGGAGUUCAAGGCACACGAAGGAGAAGUCAAGAGUGUAAGCGUGAGCGCUGACGGCCGGAGUUUUGCAACUGUUGGUAUCGAUGGUUCUGUCAAGAUCUUCGAUGUAAUCACUUUCGACCUGCUGGCCAUGCUCACACCGGAGCCUGCACCGAGAUGUGUCUGCUUCGUCCAUGGGCGUGGUGCUUCAAUGCCUCUGUUGGCCGUCUCGCACGACACAAGCUCGCAUAUCACCCUGUACGACGGCAGAGGUGAGAACACAGCACCGCUUCACAAACUGGAGAAGCUGCAUAGACUGCCAGUGUCGCUCAUGUCGUACAACCCGCAAUACGACUGCGUUGUAUCGGUCGAUGAGGGCGGUAUGCUCGAGUACUGGAGUCCGACUAGCAACUAUGAGAAACCUGAUAAUGUCUUUGCCAUCAAGAGCUCAACCAAUCUCUUCGACUUCAAGAAGGCAAAGUCGGUCCCGUCAUCAAUUACAAUGUCACCCACUGGCCAACAAUUUGCUACCAUGUCCUUCCCUGAUCGCAAGGUUCGCAUAUUCGACUUCCCCACCGGUAAACUGUACAGGACCUACGACGAAUCACUGGCUACUAUCACUGAGAUGCAACAAGCUGGAACAGCUAUUGACAAGUUAGACGAUGUCGAAUUUGGCCGCAGGUUGGGUGUCGAGCGCGAGAUUGAGCACCCCGCCGUCCGUGCUCGAAUCAACAUCAUCUUCGAUGAGACUGGCAACUUCAUCCUCUAUGGUUCGAUCUUGGGAACAAAGGUCAUCAACACGCUGACGAAUCGUGUUGUCAAGGUCUACGGCAAAGAAGAGCCUUUUAGAGCAUUGAAUUUGGCCAUCUACCAAGGUCAGCCUGACAAGAAGGGUGUCGUCACUGUACAGAUGGCUGCCAGUGACAAUCCCCUACUGCAACAAGCUGAAGCGCGUGACUCCAUGCUUGUGGCUACAGGCUCCGGAAAGGUUCGCUUUUACAUGUUUACCAACGACACCAACAUCAACAAGUCGGAUCGAGAUAUUCACAACGAGAAGCCUCGCACUAUUGCAACAAAACAGCAAGCAGAAGCUGCAAAGACACAAACAGGCUCCUCAGCUACCAUUCACACAUCUAUGGGCGACAUUCAAAUACGACUUUAUCCUGAGCACGCUCCAAAGGCAGUGGAGAACUUCACUGUACACAGCAAGAAUGACUACUACAACGGCAUCAUCUUCCAUCGUAUCAUCCGCAAGUUCAUGAUCCAGACUGGAGAUCCGCUAGGUGACGGCACUGGUGGUGACAGUAUUUGGGGCAGCAACUUUGAGGAUGAAUUUACUCCAGCCUUGCGUCAUGACAAGCCGUACACCGUCAGCAUGGCAAAUGCUGGUAAAGGUACAAAUGCCAGUCAGUUUUUCAUCACCACAGAGAAAACGCCUUGGCUCGAUGAUAAGCACACCAUCUUUGGACGCGUGGUCAGAGGCAUGGAUGUUGUACACAGGAUCGAGAAUGCAAAAGUGUGGAAGGAGAAGCCCAUGGAGGAUAUCAAGAUUAUCAGUAUUUCAGUGACGUAG
This is a messenger RNA of Aureobasidium subglaciale EXF-2481, 1926 nucleotides long. RefSeq lists its product as uncharacterized. Lineage: Eukaryota; Fungi; Ascomycota; Dothideomycetes; Dothideales; Saccotheciaceae. The record is from RefSeq and is a predicted model, not a curated record. Bases 1 to 1926 code for a protein of 641 amino acids. The transcript has 2 exons. Gene Ontology annotation, molecular function: protein binding; peptidyl-prolyl cis-trans isomerase activity. Gene Ontology annotation, biological process: protein peptidyl-prolyl isomerization.